UGCCCCCCCCGGGGUGCGAAAUGUGCCCCCCUGACCCCCUAGUGCUGCUGGCUCCGCACCCAGCCCAGUGCUGGGGAGAGGAGAUGGGCGCAGGACGUGGCGUCCCCAUGGCCCAGCUGGCCCUGCUCACCCUGCUGGCCCUGCCAGGCGCCGGGGCAGUGAGAGUGGACCACGUGCACUUCCAGGCAGAGUUCUACCAGCGGACGGACCAGUCCCAGCAGGGGUCAGGGGAGUUUGUGCAGGGCUUUGAGGAGGACGAGAUGUUCUACGUGGACCUGGAGAAGAAGGAGACUGUCUGGCGCCUGCCCGACUUCGGCAAGUUUGCCAGCUUUGAUGCACAGUUCGCCCUGCGCAACAUCGCCAUAAGCAAGAACAACCUGGAGCUCAUGAUCAAGAGCACCAACCAGACGCAGGCGCAGAACGUGCCCCCUGAGGUGACCGUGUUCCCCGAAGACCCCGUGGAGCUGGGCGAGCCCAACGUCCUGAUCUGCUUCGUGGACAAGUUCUUCCCGCCGGUGCUCAGCGUGACGUGGCUGAAGAACGGGCAGGAGGUGACCGGGGGCGUCUACGAGACCGACUUCUACCCCCGCCAGGACAACUCCUUCCGCAAGUUCUCCUACCUGCCCUUCCUCCCCAGCCAGGGCGACUUCUACGACUGCCGGGUGGAGCACGGGGGGCUGCCCGAGCCCUUCACGAAGCACUGGGAAGCCCAAGUGCCCACCCCCGUCCCCGAGACCACAGAGACCCUGGUGUGUGCCCUGGGCCUGGCUGUGGGCAUCGUCGGCAUCAUCGUGGGCACCAUCCUCAUCAUCAAGGGGAUGAAGAUGAACGCCACCCGCAACCCGCGGGGCCCCUUAUAAACGUGGGGAGGAGCCAGGGCCCCCGAACCCCCCAGGUGCUUUCAUGGGACGCACACGCACACACACCCAGCUCUGCCCCCAGUGUCCCUGCUCCGUGCCCGUCAGUGCCAGCUGCUGUACCCAGGCAGGAGCCCCCCGGCCCCAUAACUGUGACACCCAACCCACUAGAGACUCACUGGGGAGCAGGCCCACUCUGUGCUUGGGAGGGGGGCACCUAUCCCGGGAGAGGGCUACUACCCCAUGGGGCUGGGAAUGGGGGUCACCCCUCCUCAGGGGGCAGCAGGGGAAUGAGAGUCAC
Gopherus evgoodei (Goodes thornscrub tortoise) is the source of this 1158-nucleotide messenger RNA. Its product is annotated as HLA class II histocompatibility antigen, DR alpha chain-like. The transcript has 5 exons. Gene Ontology annotation, cellular component: membrane; MHC class II protein complex. Gene Ontology annotation, molecular function: MHC class II protein complex binding. Gene Ontology annotation, biological process: immune response; peptide antigen assembly with MHC class II protein complex; antigen processing and presentation of exogenous peptide antigen via MHC class II. The record is from RefSeq and is a predicted model, not a curated record. Bases 21 to 860 code for a protein of 279 amino acids. Lineage: Eukaryota; Metazoa; Chordata; Testudines; Testudinidae.